Agelaius phoeniceus (red-winged blackbird) is the source of this 6778-nucleotide messenger RNA. The record is from RefSeq and is a predicted model, not a curated record. Lineage: Eukaryota; Metazoa; Chordata; Aves; Passeriformes; Icteridae.
CGCCUCCCCCGCCGCACAUCGCGCCUGCGCCGCCCGGCGCUCCCGCUCCGCUCCGCACAGCUUUGUCCGGGCCCGGCCGAGCGAGCGGCGGCUCCCGCGGAGCGACCCCGGCCCCGCGACCCCGGCCCCGCCAGCGCUCACAGCCGGGGGCGCGGGCGGCCCUUAAGGUGGAUCGCGCUUAAGGUGGAGCGCUGCCGUGAGGCGGACCGGGCGUUAAGGUGGAUCGCGCUUAAGGUGGACUCUCGGCGAAGCCGCGCCUGCCGGCGGGGGGGCCGGGGCUCGGCAUGGGGAGCCCCGCCUGAAGCGGGGCCCGAGGAGCCGCGCCGGCCCGGCCCGAGGAGGAGAUGGGGGAGGCCCGCUGCUGAGGAGCCAGCUUCGCCCCGGCCGCUGACAAUGCCCGGCUCCCGGCCGCUCGGCAGGAAGAGGCAGCCCAUGGACGAGGGCGAGGCAGCUCCUUCAUCACCGCCAUCCUCCUCCUCCUCCUCGUCCCUUUGCAGCUCUGAAGCCGUCCCGGCCGCAGCCUCGCCGCCGGCCCCCGGGACCCCCCGGCGCAGCGCCAUGGAGACGGUGGGAAAGUUUGAGUUCAGCAGGAAGGACCUGAUCGGGCACGGAGCCUUCGCCGUCGUCUUCAAAGGCAGGCACAAAGAGAAACCUGAGCUGGAAGUAGCUGUGAAAUGUAUUAACAAGAAGAACCUUGCGAAAUCACAAACACUGCUAGGCAAGGAAAUUAAAAUUCUUAAGGAAUUGAAACAUGAAAACAUUGUUGCCUUGUAUGACUUCCAGGAACUGGCAAACUCUGUCUACUUGGUUAUGGAGUACUGUAAUGGUGGUGACCUGGCAGACUACCUUCACACUAUGCGGACACUUAGUGAAGACACCAUCAGGCUCUUCCUCCAGCAGAUAGCAGGUGCCAUGAAAAUGCUGCACAGCAAGGGCAUCAUCCAUCGGGACUUGAAGCCCCAGAAUAUUCUCCUUUCCUAUGCUGGGGGCAGGAAAUCAAAUCCCAACAACAUUCGCAUAAAGAUCGCUGACUUUGGGUUUGCCCGGUACCUGCAGAACAAUAUGAUGGCAGCAACAUUGUGUGGCUCACCCAUGUACAUGGCACCAGAAGUCAUUAUGUCCCAACACUAUGAUGCCAAAGCUGACCUCUGGAGUAUAGGAACCAUCAUUUAUCAGUGUCUAACAGGAAAGGCUCCCUUUCAGGCCAGCAGCCCACAGGAUCUCCGCCUCUUCUAUGAGAAAAACAAGAUGCUGAUGCCCAACAUCCCCAGGGAGACAUCAAGCCACCUGAGGCAGCUCCUGCUGGGCCUCCUGCAGCGGAACCAUAAGGACCGCAUGGACUUCGAUGAAUUUUUCCAUCACCCAUUCUUGGAUGCAAGUGCCUCUAUGAAAAAAUCUGCUUCCGUGCCAAUGCCUUCUUAUCCCAGUUCUGGCUCUGGUAGUUCCUCUAGCAGCUCAUCCACUUCCCACCUGGCAUCACCUCCUCAGUCCCUUGGAGAGAUGCAGCAGCAGCUGCAGGAGAAGGCACUGGCAUCUCCCACCCAGGACUCGCCCGGGUUCCUGCACGGAUCCAAGGACUCUGCAGGGAGCAGCAGCAAGAAUUCCUCCUGUGACACUGAUGACUUUGUCAUGGUCCCUGCACAAUUCUCAAGUGAUUUAGCUGCUGAGGCUGCAGGAGGGAAACCAAUCCAGGACAGUCUGAUGUACAGUGGGAGCUCCCUGGUGACUUCAGCAGGCUUGGAAAGCCAGGGGAGGACACCAUCUCCAUCACCCCCAUACAGCAGUUCUCCAAGCCCAUCUGGGCGGCCAGGGCAGUUUUCCAGCAGCAAGUACGGCCACUCCGUGCCCAUCCCAGUCCCCACACAGAUCCACAACUACCGGCGGAUCGAGCAGAACCUGCAGUCUCCCAAUCCUUACUCCUCUCCCCGGUCUGGCACGGUCCGGAGGUCCAGCAGUACAAGUCCCCUUGGUUUUCCCAAGACUGGUGCUUCCCCUCCUUAUCCUGGAGAGCAUGGAUCCAUGCCCAGCACUAAGAAGCUCUCCUUUGGUGGUGCCAAGCCGUUUAUGCCAUCACCACAAGUUGGAACAAUCCCAGAGCAGCCCAGCCAGACUGUUAUCCCAUCUUCCCUUGGAGCUGAAGUGAGAAGCCGAGUUCCUGCUGCCGGUUCCUUGGCACCUGAACAGUCUCCUCGAGGGAUGGGCUCCCGGCUCCACAGCGCUCCCAACCUGUCAGAUUUGCAUUCCUGCAGGCAGAAGAUAACCAAGCAGCACUCUGACCCUCUUGUUGCUCACUUUGGUCACACCCCAGUCAGCCAGCCUCUGCAGAUCCAUGGCUUGCAGCACUGCCGGCAGCUCCGAUCCUCACCCAAGCUCUCCGAGUUCAUGCAGAGGAGCCCUUUGCCAACAAUCAUGGGCUCCCCUACAAAGGCUGUGUCCCCAUUUGAGUUUCCCAAAACCCCAAGUUCCCAGAAUCUCCUCACCCUGUUGGCCCAUCAGGGGGUCAUGAUGACUCCGACACGGAACAAGACCUUGCCAGAUCUGAAAGAGAUGGGUCAUUUCCACUGCCAGCAAACUGGGCUGGGAUUGAGGCCUGUGGAGGAGAUCAAGGGCAGAUCUCUGAGCACGGGCAGGCUCACUGACCUGCUCCUCAAGGCAGCCUUUGGGGCACAGAUCUCAGAAGCUGGCAGCAGCGACAGCCUGAACAAUGAGAAGCCAAUGGAAAUUGCAGCUCCCUCAGGUGCUUACGGAGGGACCCUGCACUCUGGUGCCCGGGCUGGGGGCUCUGCCAGCCCAUCCCCAGUGAUUUUUACUGUCGGAUCCCCUCCCAGUGGAACAACCCCCCCACAGACCACGAGGACCAGGAUGUUUUCAGUGGGGUCUUCCAGCUCUCUCAGUUCUGGAGGCUCCUUCAGUGGGAGGCACUUGGCAGUGGGAGCUGCUGGGGAGGCCCUGGAGGGCCCCUCGAGUCUCCGGUACACUUUUGCUGAUCCCAUCACUGCCAACCUGGAAGGUGCUGUUACAUUUGAGGCACCAGAGCUGCCUGAAGAGACCCUCAUGGAGCAGGAGCACACGGACAUCCUGCGCAGCCUGCGCUUCACGCUGGCCUUCGUGCACUACGUGAUGGAGAUCGCUGCUCUCAAGGGCAGCUCCAGUGACAUGGGCAGCUCGGUGACAUCUGAGUACCAGCUCCAGGAGAGCGUGGUGGCCGACCAGAUCAGCCUCCUGAGCCGGGAGUGGAGCUAUGCAGAGCAGCUCGUACUGUACCUGAAAGUGGCUGAACUUCUGUCCUCGGGGCUGCAGAUGGCCAUAGAGCAGAUCAAAGCUGGCAAGCUGUGCCUCUCCUCCACUGUCAAGCAAGUUGUGAAGAAGCUGAAUGAGCUUUACAAAUCCAGUGUAUCCUCCUGCCACUGCCUCAACAUGAGACUGCAGAGGUUCUUCUUGGACAAGCAGAAGCUCAUGGAUCGGAUCAAUAGCAUCACUGCAGAGAAGCUCAUCUUCAGCUACGCUGUGCAAAUGGUGCAGUCUGCAGCCCUGGAUGAGAUGUUCCACCACAGAGAGGACUGUGCACAGAGGUACCACAAGGCUCUGCUGCUAAUGGAGGGGCUCCUGAACAUCAUCACUGAACAGGGAGACAUAGAAAACAUCAGUAAAUGUAAGCUGUGCAUCGAGCGCAGGCUGUCAGCUCUGCUCUCGGGGUUCUGUGCCUGACUCCAGUGGUGUUGUCCUUCACACAACUCACCCCAGCUGAUUGCUUUGUCCCCUACAGCCUGUGCUGUGGUGGGAAACCACUCUGGCAGUAGGACACCUGGAGGAUGGACUGCUCACUGUUCUGGUUUUGGACGUUUUGGGAAGUUGUUCCACAGACUCAGAUUCCUUUGUGGGGACGUGUGACUGCAGCAAGCACAAAUAUUUCCCUGCCCAAAGGCCUGGGUGAAGACAUAGCUGAUGUGGAAAGGUCUCCCUCGUUGUCAGAGGGAGUGAAGGAUAGAAGUCUGCUUCUUCCCAGCACUUUGAAGGAUAAGACUGCUGCCUAUCCCUCUUGCUUAAGAACAGGGUAUUCCAGUGCUGUGUCCAUUGCAGGCAAUGGAUGUGCUGAAACUGCUGGCUUCAGUUGAUGUCCGAGUGUGUCAUUCAGACAUAAAGGCCAGUCUGUGUACUUUCCCCUUCCCAGCUGAGAGCCAGGCAUCUUCAAGCUCCCUGGCUACUGGAGGCUCCCCUCCACUCUCUCCUUUGUCCUUUGUCCUUGUGUUUAUGCCUUGGAGUGCUUGGAGAGGAGGGAGUUGGCGUUGUGAAGUAGCUCCCACCUCAACAGACUCGCUGAGUGAGGCAGAGGACGUGUGGCUGCUGGGAAGCUUGGAAAUCUCAUGGCUGCUGUGUGGGCUCCCUGUCUGCCUGCCUGGAUGGGCAAAGAACACAGGGAAAGGGGCUGUGCAGGAAACAGGAGGGCAACAGAAAGGGUCACGCUCCUGUGUUUGUAAGAAGCCAAAAUGAAUCUGUUCCUCCCUUGGUCCCCCGGCUCAGAGGGAUCCAUGUGAAAGACUUGUGGCUGUUGAGCUCUCCUGUCAGCACGUUCCUACCUGAGGAAGCACUAGCACUGUCCUGCUUUCAGCUGUUGGCUCAAUAACCCCUUCCCUGGAGCCCCCCAAACUGAAAACACUAGCUUUGUGAAUCAAAGGAGCACUUUACACACUAUGGGAACUUUCAGAAGUUGACUUUGCAUCACACAACAACCCAGGAACAUCACGACUGUUAGGAAUGCUGUUCUUUUUAUUCCUUUCCUUGCUUCCUGGUUGUUUUAUUGCACUACGUGUGUGCGUAUAUUAAUAUGUAUUCCUAAGAGUGAAUAUAUAUUGAUAUUGAUAUGGUUUGUGUGUAACUGUACGUAUUUAACUGUACUGUAUCUCGUGAGUGUGAGGCAAAGAGCACUGCAGAGUCUGUGCUGUUCCUCCUCCACACCAGGAAAAGCUGACUUGCAGUCUGGCAGUACCAAGAUUUGUUUUUUAUUUAAAUGUUCUUUUAAGGACAGUCAUUACAAAGCUCCAUGCUUUUUAAGAGCUGAAGAACAGGCGUUAGGAUCCCACACACUUGGAAACGCAUUUUUAAAGAAGUGUUACUUGCUGCUUUGUUUUUGUUUGUUGGGUUUUUGGUUUGUUUUUUUUUUUUUUUAUAAAGAAAUCCCGUUCAGUUUUACGUUCAGCAUUUCUUUCAAGGAGACUCUAGCCAAAUGCGACUGCAGGUGCGAGUGGCUGGAGCUCUGGGUGAGGCUUGGGGUGCUGUGAGCAUGUGUGUGAGAGGGGAGCUGCUGCCUUCCAUCUGUCUGUGAGAGAUGAGUGUGAGUUCAGAGUCGUGGCAGUGUUGUGGUAGAGCUGGGCAGAAAAGCAUCUUUGAAAGCAACUCGAAACCUCAGGCUUAGUUUUUGGGGAUCUAAAAAUAUUUUGCACAUGGUGGUUAAGUCCUCAUUGCUUUUUUUUCCUCUCAAGAUUGGCACGUUCAGUGUGAUACUUUGCAAGAGUUUCAGGAGCAACUUCAUGGGCUUUGGAGCUGGCACUGCAUUUGGCAACAUGGGUGUUUCUGUUCACAGAGCAGAAGUGCCAAUAAAGAAAUUUAAAAAUAUUUCCAAUUGCCCCAACCAGGGAAGCUUUAAGUGUAGCUUUCACAAAUGCUUCACUAUUUGGCUCACAGUUUGCUGCUUCUGUGGCCAUUUGUGCUUGUGCCUGGGAAAAAAAGGAGAAAACAAAAAAAAGAAGACAAAACCAACCAACCCCCCCAGCCUGUUGUGGACAGCAAUGCCGAGGAGACCCAGACUGCUGCAGAAAGGCUUUGGCCAGCUGUGCAAAGGGCUACGCUGCAGCACGGAAGCACCAAGCCAGGACUGACUCUGCAAGACCAAGCCCUGCACCCCAGACCUCGGGCACAGCCCCCAGAGAGGCCCAGCCCAGCCCCACAUCUGCUGCCCCAGUGAGCCGUGUGUGUGGCAAGCUCAGCACUAACCUUCCAGCUGUACUUCAUUACUUGAAUGUAUCAAAAUCGUCCACAUUCAAUGUAUACAAGUAUAUAUUGCUCCAAAAAAAAAUUAAAAAUUGUGGUUUACAGACCUACAACUGAUAUAUAUGUAUGUGUUUGUGUAUAUACAUGCAAGGCUGUGUGUGUGUGUGUGUAUGUGUGUGCAUGGGUAGAGAUACACACACAAACACAAACGUGUAUAUAUAUGUUUUUUUCUCUCAAUACUUGAAACUUAGCCACUGUGCUUGAAUUAAAAAAAAGAAAAAAAACCAACAAAAAACCAACAAAAAUCCACACAAAAUAACCCCAAAAGCAGGGGAGGAAAAAAAAAAAGAAAAGUGAUUUAUUUUGCCAUCACUUUGGUGACUUUCUUUUUUAUCUAACUGCAUGUAGCGUGAAACCAACUUUUUUAGUGAAAAAUAUUUAUUGCUUUGUAGACAAUAAGGUAUGCAAAAAAAAGAAGAAAAAAAAAAAGAAAGCACCCCAAAAACCAACCCCCAACCAUUGCUGAAGUUGCUAGUGUAGUCCACCUGCUAUUGUCAUGGCUUUGUUGCUGUUGCAGCGUUUGUGUCAGGCGUCUUUAAUAGAUUUCAGGAAACCUCAGUCUGAUUACACGUACCUUCAGGUUUGUGAGAGCGUAUGAUGAUGUUCUUUAUAAGGUAAUGCUUGAUACUUUGUCAACAUUUUUUAUUUGUGUUUUGUGUGACUUUUUUUUUUUUUUGCUUUAAAUUGUACAACACCGAUUUAAGACAAUAAAAUUGAUUUGAAAUUGUUA